AUGGAUCGCGAACAAUUUCGAGCUGCGGCUCACUCGGCAAUCGAUGAUAUCGUCGACUACUUCGACACCGUCCCCGAGCGCAGAGUCCUGCCGGCCGUCGACCCCGGCUACCUUCGCCCAUUGAUUCCCGAGAACCCGCCCGCAGACCCAGAAGAAUGGAGCCAGAUCCAAGAAGAUGUCGACACCAAGAUCAAACCCGGCCUGACCCAUUGGCAAUCCCCAAACUUCAUGGCAUACUACCCCGCCAGCGUGACGUACCCCAGUAUUCUGGGUGAAAUGUAUUCCGCCGCGUUCACAGCUCCUGCAUUUAAUUGGUUGUGCUCACCGGCCUGUACAGAAAUGGAGACUAUUGUUAUGGACUGGGUCGCCAAGGCGCUGGCCCUGCCGGAGUGCUUCUUGAGUACGUCCGAGAACCGCGGAGGCGGCGUGAUCCAGAACAGCGCAAGUGAUGCUAUCGCCACGAUUAUUGUGGCCGCGCGGGAGAGGCGCGUACGGGAGCUUGUUCUUGCCAAAGGUCUGAAGGAGGCUACCCCCGAAUACGAGAACUGCAAGAUGGAGGUCCAGCCGCGACUGGUGGCUAUUGCCAGUGAUCAGACCCAUAGCAGUGCGGCCAAGGGUGCGCUGAUUGCAGGGACUCGCUUUCGCAGUGUGACUGCCCGGCUAGAAGAUAACAUGGAGAUGACGGGUCCACGUCUGCGCGAGGUUCUGGAACAGUGCGAUAAGGACGGACUCGUUCCGUACCAUCUGAGCUUGACCAUGGGUACCACGAACACUUGCAGUGUGGACCGCUUUGCCGAUAUCAAGGCGGUGCUGCAAGAGAAGCCGGAAUGGCAACGUAUCUGGGUCCAUGUCGAUGCAGCCUAUGCGGGCGCUGCGCUUGUGGCGGAUGAAUGGCAGUAUAUCGCCAAGGACUUUGCAGAGGGCGUGGACAGCUUCAAUAUGAACAUGCACAAAUGGUUGCUGGUCAACUUUGAUGCAAGUGUUCUCUACGUCCGCAAUCGCUUUGAUCUCACCAAUGCUCUGGACAUCACCCCAACCUACCUGCGCAACCCGUACUCAGAUAUGGGCACGGUCAUCGACUACCGCAACUGGUCGAUCUCCCUUGGUCGCCGGUUCCGUGCGCUCAAGAUCUGGUUCGUCAUGCGCAGCUACGGUCUGAAUGGCAUGAAAGCGCAUAUCCGCAAGGGUAUCGACCUGGGCAAUUUAUUCACAGAGCUGGUCCGUAGCCGAUCUGAUCUGUUCGAGAUUGUCACCAAGACGUCGUUUUGCCUGACCGUGCUACGUGUCAAGAAUCCCCAGAGCCCGUCGAAUGGAGCCAAUGGGUCAUCAGACGGUGUAUCUCUAUGCAAGCCUGAUGAAGUGGCCGACGGUCUAACUAAAAAGGUGUAUGAGUUGAUUAACUCUCGCGGGGAGAUCUUCAUCACCUCGACUAUUGUUGACGGCGUUUAUGUUAUCCGCGUGGUGAGCUCGAAUCCUCUUGCCGAGGAGAAAUAUGUUCGUAAUGCUUUUGAUAUCCUUGUUCGGACGACGAUCGAGGAUAUGUCGCCACAACGCCUUAACUGCAUUCUCGUCACCGGCGCAACGGGCUUCAUCGGCGCCCAUGUCGUCGACAACCUGCUCGCGCGUGGGUUCUCUGUCCGAGGAGCCACGCGGUCGUCGCAGAAAGGCGAGCAGAUGAAAGCCGCGCGGCCGCAGUAUGCCUCAAAGCUGGAUUUCGUCGUCGUGGAGGAUUUCACCGCGAUCGGCGUGUUUGACCGAGUCAUGGAGGGGAUUGAUGCUGUCAUUCAUGUAGCCAGUCCUUUCUUCUAUGACACCACCAACAACGAGGAGGAACUCAUCCUCCCCGCCAUAAACGGAGUCAAGUCCAUUCUCUCGGCUUCGGCGAAACCAGGUUCAAAGGUCCAGCGCAUCGUGAUGACCUCGUCGUUUGCCUCCGUGGUCGAUGUCAACAGCAACCCGCCUCCAGACUUCACCUACACCGCAGCCCACUGGAACCCUCUGACGUACGAAGAAGCAGUGGACCCCGUAUCCAGCUCCGUAGUCGCCUACCGCGGCUCCAAGAAAUUUGCCGAGCUCGCCGCAUGGGACUUUAUCAAGGACCAGAAACCGCAGUUCGAUCUCGUGGCUCUCUGCCCGCCAAUGGUCUUCGGUCCCGUCGUGCACCCCGUCUCCAAACUCGAGCAGCUGAACGAGUCCAACUCCGUGCUCUGGAGCGUGGCUGCAGGCGCAGACCCUCUUCCUGGUGCCCGUGUGCCCGCCUGGAUCGAUGCGCGCGAUCUGGCUGAGGCGCAUGUGCAGGCCCUUAUUACGCCCGAGGCGGGCGGCAAGCGGUAUAUCCCCGUUUCUCCGAAUCCAUUCUCUUAUGAGCUUGCGGCGGAUAUUAUUCGGGCGGAGUUUGAGUGGGCGGAGGAUACUGUUACUCGGAAUUAUACUGCGGGCGAGAAGCCGCGGGCUUCGUAUGGGGUUGAUGGGGAGACGGUGGCCCGGGAACUGGGGGUGAAAUAUCGGCCUUUUAAGGAGGCUGUUGUUGGAUUGAUUGGACAAGUUCACCAGACUUUGGUUUAG
Messenger RNA from Penicillium alfredii, 2565 nucleotides. Its product is annotated as putative aromatic-L-amino-acid decarboxylase. Gene Ontology annotation, molecular function: pyridoxal phosphate binding; carboxy-lyase activity. The transcript has 6 exons. The record is from RefSeq and is a predicted model, not a curated record. NCBI's taxonomy places the organism in Eukaryota, Fungi, Ascomycota, Eurotiomycetes, Eurotiales, Aspergillaceae. The coding region runs from base 1 to 2565 and encodes 854 amino acids. Gene Ontology annotation, biological process: amino acid metabolic process.